AUGGAUAUAUUAUUUUUUAAUGUUUAUCGAAAUGUUUAUUUAAAUAAUCUCAUAAUAAAUUAUCUUCCUCAAAUUGGGAAACAAUAUAAGAGAUACGAAGAGUUAAACUCAAUUUCAAUACUUUUAUCAAUAGAAUCUCAAAAUAAAAAAAAAAUUGUUAACAGUAAUAAUAACAUCAACAAUAAUAACAUCAACAAUAAUAAUAUUAACAUCAAAAAAAAUAUUUCUACAAAUAACAAUAACAACAAUUAUAAUAAUAAUGGUAAUAGCAAUUUAAUAGAUUUAUUAAAAUAUAAAAUUAAAAGAGGAGAUCAUCUUUUGUUUGAUAACUCCACAUUAAAGAUUGUUGACUUUAUAACCAGAUAUAUUGGUGAUGAUCAAGAGUUUUAUAGAUGUCUGUCUACGUAUUACAAAGAUCAACUUAUUUACCUGCCUCACUUGUUAGAAACGAUAUGUAGAUUUAAUAAUUUAUCAGCUUUAAAGGAGUUUACUAAAGAUGGCGACUACAAGGUGUCAAAGAGUGCAUUGGACUAUGCUAUUCAAGUGGGUGAUUUUAAAAUUAUGGAUUUUUUGUUUCAAAACCGUACUGAAGGGUAUACUGAAGAGGCGAUAUUACAAAAUAUAUUUUUCAACUAUUUAGAUUCAAAGAUAUGCACAGUUUUCGCAAGAUAUGCAAUCGAUGUAAUGAAAAUAGACCUAAUCAAGUGUAACCCCAUAGGUGUUCAUUGCUACUAUUUAUGUAAAGAUCCGGUUGUUAUCGAUAAAAUAUACAAAUCCAAUAAAAUAACUUUCGAAUACCAAGACCUAUUCCUUUAUUUUCCUCUUCCAAAAAACAACACCCUUGAAGAACUGCUCCAUCUCUUGAAAUCAUUUCUUUUAAUUUUAAAAAGAUAUGUGUAUAUUGAACAACAAGAAGAAACCCAACAACCUCAGCAUCAACCCGAAGAAGAUGAAGAAAAUAUCUUUGAUGAUUUUGAUCAAGAUUCAGCAUUUGAUUUAGUUGAAAGACCCCCAAUAGAAGAAAUAGAAAAUGAAUUAAAUGAAUUAGAAUUUUCAAGUGAUGAAUUAAAUGGUAAUAUUUUAGAAUUUGACUGUAGAGACAAUAGAGUUUAUCGAUUGCUAUAUUGGUAUUGUCAUUUAUUAAUUCCAUAUGGUAUUAUUCAAGAGGGUUGCGAGUUGGUUUACCAUUUUAUAUUAAAAUACCAAACUGUAAAAGAAAAUGAAGAAAGCGAAUAUAGUAACCAAAGUAAACAGAUACUAGAACUAACUGGAAGUGACAGUAACUCAGGUUCAAUUUCAAUGCUAUUAUAUUCAUUAUGUAUAGAGUAUGCCAACUAUAGAGUUAUAAAAGAAUUUAAAAACUUUGGUAUUACAAUUAUUAAAGAAAACAUACCAGUUAUAGAAAUUACAAAGGGGUUCCUAUCUGUAGUGUUAUCCGAGUUGGAAAAAUACAAUUUAGAAAAUCAAAAGAUUAUACAAGAUAAUAAUAAUAAUAAUAAUAAUAAUAAUAAUAAUAAUAAUAAUAAUAAUAAUAAUAAUAAUAAUAAUAAUAAUAAUAAUGAAAAAAUAAUAAUAGAAAUUAAAAAUAAUAUAUUUAUACUUUUACAAUCAACAAUUAAAGCAAGUUUAUUAUGCAACCUAAAGUUUAUUGUAGAAAAAUUUCCUCAAAUAUUAUUUGGUUUAUUUGAAAGGGGUGAAUUAAAUAAACUAUUGUUUCAAGCAAUACAAAAUGAUGAUAUUAAUUUAACAAUGUUCCUUUAUAGGGAAGCUAAAGUUCAACCUCAGAAAGCUGAGAUAGAAGGAUUAAUUGGUGCUUCAACACUGUCACAUCAGCAACAAAAUCAACAACAAAAUCAACAACAGCAGCAACAACAACAACAAUCCUCAGCACUCCCCAAACAAAUAACACCCAGAAUGUUAAUGUUUAUUAUCAAAAAACUAAUACCAAAUAUAGAUUUACCCUUUGAAUGUAAAAGAUCGACCGAGAAUCAAAUUCUAAUAAAGAAAAAGAAAAUUGUAUUAUACUAUUGUCAUCUUCAUUAUAACAAGGGUGAAAAAUGGAAAAGUGGUCCGUGGGAAUGA
Molecule: messenger RNA, 2082 nt
Organism: Dictyostelium purpureum
Lineage: Eukaryota; Evosea; Eumycetozoa; Dictyosteliales; Dictyosteliaceae
Exons: 3
Coding region: 1-2082 (693 amino acids)
Source: RefSeq, a predicted model, not a curated record